Penicillium mononematosum is the source of this 231-nucleotide messenger RNA. RefSeq lists its product as uncharacterized. Bases 1 to 231 code for a protein of 76 amino acids. NCBI's taxonomy places the organism in Eukaryota, Fungi, Ascomycota, Eurotiomycetes, Eurotiales, Aspergillaceae. The record is from RefSeq and is a predicted model, not a curated record. The transcript has a single exon.
AUGCCGGCAAGUCUGAACCAGGCAUGGCCUGGUCCUCUGCAUGCCUUCCAUCCUACAGCCCUGCCGGAAAUCCUGCUGUCCAGACGAUGGGACCUGCAGGUUUUGCCAGUCAAGACUGCUGACGUCGUCGCGAUGGCCUCACAAAUCAAGAAUCCUUUCGCAUCCGCUCUGACCAACAAUUCCAGUGGAUUGGGACUCAGGGCUGCCCUGAGUCCGCUCCACAACCUCUAA